Durusdinium trenchii is the source of this 2190-nucleotide messenger RNA. NCBI's taxonomy places the organism in Eukaryota, Dinophyceae, Suessiales, Symbiodiniaceae. The record is from the annotation of a GenBank genome assembly.
AUGGGGGCCGAGGCGAACUCCCUCCACGGCACGCAGAGUCCAUUCAACUCUCUACUGGACUCCCGCAGCACCUUGCGGUACUUGAAGUCCCUGGCAGCGCCAAAGCCACUCACGAGAGCCUUCCGGCAGUUGUCAGCACACAGGGUGGAUUUGAACAGUUUCCACUACAAUGCGGUGAUCAACUCCUGGGUCAAGGGCCGACGAUGGUCGGAGGCGCUGGCCUCGCUGCGCGCCAUGGGACUAGCGCAGGUGGAAGCCGACCUGGCAAGUUACAAUACUUUGGCCUCCCCAUGUGGUGAAUGGCGUCUCUCGCUGUCCAUACGCCAGUGCUCCCUGCGGCACUCCUUCACCUGCAAUUUAAUCGGCUGCAUUGCAUCCGUGAGUAGUUGCGCGGAGGUGGGGCACUGGCAACGAGCCCAAGGACUUCUCUUGAGUUUACUGAAGACAGAUCUCCAAGCAGAUGAACGACCCGGAAGCGCCUUGAUCAAUGCCUGUGAGAAGUGCUCAAACUGGACAGGAGCCUUGAGCUUCUUGGAGUGGAUGCCGUGGAGCCUGGUCACUCCCAAUCGGAUCACCUUCAACGCUGCCUCCAGCGCCUCGGGAGGGACAUGGUGGAGGAGCUUCACCCUCUUGGCGGCCACUGAAGAGCCCAAUCGAAUCAGCUACAAUAGCAUGCUGAGUGCUUUGGAGAAGGGCGCUGAGUGGUCGAAGGCUUUGAGUUGGCUAGCUCAGCUGCAGCUUCAUCGCGUGGGCGCAGAUGAAAUUAGCUACAAUGCCUCCCUGAGCGCCUGUGGGCAGGCGGGGCGCUGGGAGUAUGCCGCAAAUCUACUGCAAGUACUUGAAGGACAUGGUCAGCCAGAUGAAAUCAGCUUCGCUGCGGCGGUGAGUGCUUGCGAUCAAAAAGGUCGAUGGCGGCCAGUGCUUGACUUGCUUCAAACGAUGAGCGCCUCCUUGCUGGUUCCCAACCAGAUUUGCCUGAACUCGGUCAUCAGCAGUUUCGAGAGUGGACACCAGUGGCGUUGGGCUCUCGAAGGGCUAAUGGAGAUGAUUUGGAGAGAUCAUCCACGGGACGAGCAAAGCUAUGCCAGCAGUAUCAGUGCUUGCGCAAAGUGCAGCCAACCUUGGUGGAGCCUUCGAUUGUUGAGGUGGAUGGAGUCUGAGGGACUUCCAUCCAACGAGCUCUCCCGGGCGCUGUGCAUUGAGUCUUGUCUUUGGGGCGGCCAUCCAUUUGCACUCAAGGAGUCGGCGCACGAAGUCGAGCAAUUGUCCUUCACAGCCGUUUGCCUAUGGCCAGACCGGUGCAGGAAAGACGCACACCAUGUACGGCAGCGAUGUCACUUGGCCCGUUCAAAACUUCGGAAGGGAGGCUGGCGAAACCAACCCAAAGCCAUGCCGGGCUUGGUGCCACGUGCAGCGGAGGAGAGUUCCCUGGAGUUGUUUCUGGAUGUGGUUUUGGGAGACUUGCUGCAGGGGAAGGUUCCACCUACCUUGGACAUCAAGAAAGAUCCUCGGGGUACUGUGAAGGUGGACAAUGCCGUUGAGAUCGAGGUCGCCAGUCCUGAGGAUCUGCAGAAGACCAUCCAAAUGGGCAUGGACCGACGUCAUGUGGCGGCCACGAAGAUGAAUGCUGACUCUUCAAGGUCGCACUUGAUUUUCAUAGUGACCAUUGAGUGCACCAACAGGAAGUCCAAGCAGGUCUCUUCUGGAAAGCUGACUCUUUGUGAUCUGGCAGGCUCCGAGCGCUUGAAGAAGAGCGAAGUGACAGGGGAACAGAUGAAGGAGGCGCAAUCCAUCAAUAAAUCCCUCACAGCUCUUGGGGAUGUCAUCGAGGCUUUGACGAAAGGGCAAAAGCACGUGCCCUACAGGAAUCAUCGGCUCACGCAACUGCUCAGUGACUCCUUGGGUGGCAAUGCAAAGACCCUGAUGUUUGUGAACUGCUCCCCCGCCUCCGGCAAUCUGGAUGAGACCUCUGCUGCGUUGGCCUACGCAGUGCGAGCCAAGAACAUCGUCAACAAGGUGGAGAAGAACUCGGACAGCCAGGAAGUGUCCCGCCUCAAGAAGGUAGUCCAGAUGUUGAGCACCGAGCUGGAACAAGCGCGGAAGAGUGGCGCCGCGUUGCCAGAGCUUGGACAGGAGGACCCUGAGGGGAUGGCGGCUGCCGAGGAGAAGGAGCAGAAGGAGGAGAAGUAG